UUUUAAUUUUUCCUUUAUGAAAUUUUGAUAUAAUAAGAAAUCAAUUUUUUAAAAACAUUUUUAAACAUAUUUCUUACACAAUUUUAACAAUUUAAGUUAAAUUUGUAUGUUUCCGAAUAAAACUGUGUUAAUAUUUAAAACAACUUAGCUUUUUAACACUGUCCGAAUUUAUUUUCAAUAUAUGAUAGUCAAGUUCUACGAUAAAUACGAUGUCAACGUCAAAGUUACCUAUAUCUCCUGAUGAUCAUGAAUUUGUUGUUCCACAAAAAUCGAUUAAAACACCGGCUCAUAUGAAAAUGUGGGAAAAAUCCGAAGCAUAUUUUGAAUAUUUGGGAUUUAUAUUGGCUUUGAAUGAAUCAGUUCAAGGAAAAGCUUUAGAUGUUGAAUGCUCACAAAGUCCUGCAAUAGGAAAUGUUAUUAAAAUGCUUAAUGAAUUUGAUGAUUGGAUAACACAGAUACCUCCUACUGAACAGCCCCAACGUUUUGGAAAUAAAUCAUUUAGAAUAUGGCAUGAAAGAUUACAACAGAAUGGAAUAACAAAAUUACAAAAAGUAUUGCCACAAAAAUUACAUAGAGCAGUUCCAGAAAUAGUUCAAUAUUUAUGUGAAGGCUUUGGGAAUGCAACACGUAUAGAUUAUGGCACAGGACAUGAAAUGGCAUUUUUAAUGUUUUUAUGUUGUAUGUUCAAAAUUGGUGCUUUUACACAAGAUGAUAAAGUUGCAGUAGUUAUAAAAAUAUUUAACAGAUAUCUGGAAUUAGUACGUAGAUUACAAUUAACUUAUCGGAUGGAACCAGCAGGUAGUCAUGGUGUAUGGAGUCUAGAUGACUAUCAAUUUGUUCCUUUUAUAUGGGGAAGUGCACAAUUAAUUGGACAUCCUCGUAUAGAACCUCGUCAUUUUGUUGAAUCAGAUAUUGUUCAAACAUAUAGCAAACAAUAUAUGUUUCUUGGUUGCAUUGAAUUCAUUUCAAAGGUAAAAACAGGCCCAUUUGCUGAACAUUCAAAUCAAUUAUGGAAUGUGAGUGCAGUGUCUACAUGGGUCAAAGUAAAUAGCGGUCUUAUUAAAAUGUAUAGAGUUGAGGUUCUGGCGAAAUUCCCUGUUAUUCAACAUGUUUUGUUUGGUUCUUUAUUGUCAAUAAAAUCUGUGUCUAUUCCCCCUGUCAAAAAGGAUUCUCGUCGAGAUGAGCCUGUGCAACCAUCUCCAAUUCAAUAAUAUGCUUCAUAUUUGUUGAUGUAGUUUGUAGCAAACAUUCGAUAUUUAUAAUAAAAUUUUACAUUUCAAGUAUAUAAUUGAUAAAUUAAAUUAAAUUUCAAGUACAUUAUUAUAAAUAAUUUUAUUAUGUAGGUAUUUAUCAUUAAAUAAUAAAAUAUAUUUUAUAUAAAUUUUAAUUUUAAAAAAUUUAUGUAAAAAAUUUAUGUGAAAAAUUUAAAGUGCAAAAAAUUGGCAAUUAAUUAGCAAUGUAUUACAUAAACAGACAUUGUAAUAAUUAUUUAUUGUAAAUAAAAUUUAUAUAUUAUAAA
Molecule: messenger RNA, 1519 nt
Organism: Apis laboriosa (Himalayan honeybee)
Lineage: Eukaryota; Metazoa; Arthropoda; Insecta; Hymenoptera; Apidae
Product: serine/threonine-protein phosphatase 2A activator-like
Exons: 9
Coding region: 210-1211 (333 amino acids)
Biological process (GO): mitotic spindle organization
Cellular component (GO): cytoplasm; protein phosphatase type 2A complex; nucleus
Molecular function (GO): protein tyrosine phosphatase activator activity; peptidyl-prolyl cis-trans isomerase activity
Source: RefSeq, a predicted model, not a curated record